AUACACAUAGCUGGUUGGUCGUAGUUGCCACGGCGAAUCGUAUGACGAUGUGUCCACCACAGAUCCGCUUGGUCGGAGUCAUGUAGUUUAUACGCGCGUGAUACAGCACCGUACUGAAGACCGUUUCAUCUGUCUUUAUCUUCUAAGCGAACUAUUGAGAGGGCUUACCACGAUGACGGUGGAAAAUCUGCGAAGGAAGGUUGCAGAAGCAGAGAGAGGUAAGGACGACAAUGAGGCUGACGUCGACGACGACGACACGAGUGGCAUAGCUGGCACGCUCCGACGCUGGAACAUUAACCCCAACCUGGUGAUGCUCAAGAUGACGCUGUUCGUCAUGUAUGGAGCGACGGCGGCGCUGUUGCCGUACCUGACGAUCCACAUGCAGAGCAUCGGGUUGACUGUGGAGGAGAUCGCCUUCGUCUACCUCGCGCUGCCAUUCACCACGUUCCUCAGCCCGCCUGUCACUGGCUACCUGGUGGACAAGUUCGGGAGGUACAAGCCGGUGGUGAUCAUCGCCCUGGUGCUGAACGCCGCCUUCCACCACUCGCUGAUGCUCAUCCCGCACAUGGAGACGCCGGGGGACACGCCCUCCGCCUACGUCAUGAGGCACCCCGAUACGGGGAAGGUGGAGGUGUGGUGGAGCCCCUGUCCGAGCCGCGAGUGCCCCGAGGAGGAGGAGCUGGACAUGAUCCUGGCGUCGUGCACGGACCACUGCCUGCUCAAGGAGGCGCGGCCGGACGUGGCGACGGCGGCGCCGCCCCCGCAGCUGCGGCGCCCCCCGCAGCUGCGGCCCAACCCGCCGCCCCCCGCGUCGCCCCAGCUGUCGGUGCCCAAGGGCUGCCCCACGCUGGACGAGCUGAUGGCCGCCGCCGGCAUGGCCGUCACGCCCAAGCCGCUGCACUUCCUCAUGGGCUGGGACAAGCGCAAGAACCGGCGGAAAAAUAAAAAGGCCCCAUCAUUUGCCACUGGACUGGAAGAACCUGACAAACCUGCCAACAGCACGGCAUUCAUUCUUCUUGGAAUGCAUCCUGACCUGGGUAAACCAAUGGAGCAGCUUGGCUUGCAGUUGGAGCCGUAUGACGAUGAAUCAACUACACAAUUUCUACAGAAUUUUGGGGAAAAGGUGUUUCAUGAUGCAAAAGUUAACCUGACUGCUCUGUUGCAAGAAGAUUUACGCUGUGGUGGACUGGUGCUUGCAACAAACCUCACAUUGAACACCCUUAUUGAAUUAACUGCUGACUGCAUGUUACAGAAAUGUAGUUUCCGGGAAGGUGGACCAGAGGUGUGCCCACCAGACUAUAAGGAAAGUGAUGACCGAAUCUUUUGGAUAUACUUCUUUCUGCGCUUUUUAGGAACUACAGCACUAACUGCUGGGGUCACUAUGCUUGAUCCUAUUGCACUUACAAUGAUUCGAAAAUAUGGUGGACAUUUUGGUAGAGAGCGGCUGUUUUCUACUCUGGGAAUGGCCUUUUUUGCGCCUCUUGUUGGUCUAUUCAUAGAUCAGAACAGCCAGUACCUGAGUUACACAGACUACUCUGCUGCAUUCUAUACGUAUGAUAUACUACUUGCCAUAUCUGCAGUGGCCAUUGCUCUCUUGCCACUUGGUGUGCAGCUGCCGGCAGACAACAUCAUGCGGGAUUUAAUGCACAUUGUGCGGUUACCCCAUGUUAUAAUAUUCAUAUUUUUCCUUUUUUUCCUUGGGAACUUUUGGGGUUUCAUUGAGUCAUUUCUUUUCCUCUACCUCAAGGAACUUGGUGCAUCAAAUUAUCUUCUCGGUUUCACAGUAUCCAUUGGAACCAUAAGCAGUGUGCCAUUUCUUUAUGGAGCAGGUGAUAUCAUUAAGAAACUGGGCAAUGUGAACAUUAUUAUUCUUGCAUUUUUUUCCCAUGCAGCAAGGCUUAUGGGCUAUUCAAUGAUAGAGAGUCCAUGGUGGGCUUUUCCUUUUGAAAUAAUUGAAGCAACAGCAGUGCAUCUUAUGUGGACAGCAGCUGCAACAUACUGCACAAUUCUGGCUCCCAGGUGGUUGCUAGCAACACUUAUUGGUGUUCUUGGAAUGUCACAUUUCAGUUUAGGACGUGGCAGUGGAAGUUUCUUUGGGGGCAUAUUAAUUGGUAAAAUUGGAACUCGUGAGUCCUUUAGAGCCAUGGGAAUCAUAGCUAUAGCAGGAGGAGUUGCUUACUGGUUACUACAUCGAUAUUGGUUACGAGAAGUUGAAAUACGUAACAGACAGAGGGCAGUUGAAUUGGAAGAGGCUGAUGAAGCUGCUGCAGCUACACUACAAGACAAAGAAGGCAACACAGCAGACCGUGACCCUCAGAAGGAGGUGUCUAUUAGCAUGGAACGACUCAGCCUGGUUAUAGAGCUUAACCACAGGGGCAGCCUUACUUCACUUGAUCUUGGCUCACAGCUCCCUGGCUAUCGCAGUCGACGUGGCUCUUGUGCCAACACAAAGGCAGAAGCACUGAACCAGCUCCAGGCAUCACCAGCAGCAGUAAGACCUCUUUACCGCAAGAAUUCUCUUGGGGCUCCAGUAACAUCAAAGCUUUUGGCCAGGAAAAACCCACCAAGUGCAACGGUUGCUGCCCUUCUGGUUGAUGGAUUAUGCACAAGAAGGUACUCAAUCCCAGAAGAAGAUGAAGUUGAUGAUCUGUCUUCACGUACUAUUGCAGUUCCACAGUCAAGAACAAUACGGGAUGAAAAUAACUCAAUUCUGAAGGAAGUGCUUGUGAAGAAAGCUUUGAAGGCUACAGAGAACAACAUUUAAUUGAACAGCUAGCACCUUAAGCUAUUAUGCAGCAUUUUCACCAGAAAUACUGCUUAGAAAAUAUGUAUAAAUUUAUUGUAUAAAUUUGUUAAUUUGAGAUUAUUGUUAGUGGACAAUGGUCUUAUCAAAAAGGUGCUUUUGUAGGACUUUUAACAUCAGCAGUCCACUAAUAACAUCAGCAGUUCACUAUAAAUAGCUACUCACAGAGUAGCAUGAGAAAAUAUUUAAACGUGGAGACUUUGCUAUAACACAUUCCACAUAUGUAGGAGGCGCCUAUAGACAGCAAAGAAGAAGUGUUCCCAUCUAAACUUUUUGGCAACCCAAAAUGUUGAUGAACUCUCUGCAAAGCUUGGAGAUCUAUAAUCUCUCCCAGGUCAAUGCUUUAUAAUACGCAGUGCAGACUGAACACUUUUUCUAAGCAGUUCCUGAAAAGCACACAACCACUCACUCUUAUUGGUCUGAUAUAAGUGAGUUUAAUGUACUUUGUACAUUCCACUUAUGCAUAAAGGAAGCUAAUUCAGUAGGAGAAGACUUCUUGGUCAUUACUUAAGUGGAAGAUUUCAUACCAAAUUAGGUUACAAAACCAUAUUCAAAUUACAAAAACUGGCAAUAAAUACAAAGAUGUUAUACUCACUAUAAGCUCCACUUAAAAAUCGACAGCAGUUACAUAAAGCUUAUGCAGGAUAUAAGGGGUUGGGAAAUGGGAUAUGCAGUGCAAAAUGACAGAAGGCAUUAAAAUAAUUAGCAUGGAAAGCAAGGAUGCUAUGCUCCAGCAUAGUGAGCAUUGAAACUCAGGGAUGCUAAUCGAAAGCUGACAGAGGACAUAGACAAUAAUGAGGUAAAAUAUUCAGUGUCAAGAGAUAGAAAAUGAUUAGCGUGCGCAGUUUUUCUAUUCUUAUAUUUAUAACUUCAUAAUAAAUGUAGCCACUUGAUUUCCUUUUGACCAACACAUUUAGGAAAACUAAAUCCCGUCCUUCUCCUCCUCCACUGUAAAUCUUACAUUAGGAUGUAGACCAUUCAAAUGAUCAACAAACUGCUGUAGUGCUUUGCUGCCCAUUGACAUAUCCAAAAAGGCAGAGUGGGCAGAAAUGGGCACUGUUCAAUGCUCGUUUUUCUAAAUCCUCUACAAGAAAGUUAGCUAUGGCUGGUGACUAUGGCGAACCCAUGGCUGUUCUGUCAGUCAUUUCAUAAUAGUUUCCACUAUACAAAAGUAAGUGCUGAAAUAAUUCCUGAAUUUUGGAGGAUAAAUAACUGGCCAGCAAUUUUAAUGUGUCUUUCACUGGUACCUCAGUAUAAAGGGAGACAACAUCAAAGCUGACCAUGACUUUACUCGGGCACAUCCUCAUCUGCUUUAUGAUAUCAACAAACAUUUUUGAUUUCUUAAUAUGAUGUCUACAGUGACUGACUAUAGGUGCCAAUAAUGUAGUUAAGAACUGUUUUUUCCAUUGGAAAUUAUUAUGGAAUGACUGAUCAAAUGGCCAUGAGUUCACUACUGUCACUCGCCAUAGCUGAGUUUUUCAUGGCGGAUUUUGAAUAACAAGCACUGAACAGUGCUCCCUUCUGUUCAUCCUGCUUCUCCAGGUAUGUGUUGAUGAUACAUUUUUAAUCUGGCCGCAUGACAGUGAGGUGACUUAGCAGUUUGUUAUCUGAAUGGUAUACACCCUCACAUUUUUAUAGUGGGGGUGUAGAAAGAUGGGGAGUUCCUUUCCUAGAUGUGUUGCUCAAACAGAAAUGAGAUGGAUGGCUUGGCCAAUGAUCUCAAUGGGCACAGCUUUCACAAUUGAGCUCAAAGACAGUGAUGCCAAACACCUCAGUACACAGAGCCAGGGUUAUUUUAGAGAAGUGUGAACCAUCUGUUCAGAAGGAACAGGUGUUCUGUCCAUGAUAUUAGAUCAAUGCUGUCGAGGAAAAGAAGACACAACACCUUUUAAACAAGCCAAGAUGAAAAACAGAUGUUGUGGCUCCCACUCUGUGGUGCAACAACUAGUAAGAUAAGUAGUAUCUGAAACAGGCAGAGAAUUAGACCAGUCUUCUGGCCACCCAGGGCCGGCCGCAGUGGCCGUGCGGUUCUGGCGCUGCAGUGCGGAACCGCUGGACUGCUACGGUCGCAGGUUUGAAUCCUGCCUCGGGCAUGGGUGUGUGUGAUGUCCUUAGGUUAGUUAGGUUUAAAUAGUUCUAAGUUCUAGGGGACUUAUGACCUAAGAUGUUGAGUCCCAUAGUGCUCAGAGCCAUUUGAACCAUUUUUUUUUUUUUUUUU
Molecule: messenger RNA, 5021 nt
Organism: Schistocerca gregaria
Lineage: Eukaryota; Metazoa; Arthropoda; Insecta; Orthoptera; Acrididae
Exons: 14
Coding region: 173-2764 (863 amino acids)
Cellular component (GO): membrane
Source: RefSeq, a predicted model, not a curated record